Molecule: messenger RNA, 870 nt
Organism: Thalassophryne amazonica
Lineage: Eukaryota; Metazoa; Chordata; Actinopteri; Batrachoidiformes; Batrachoididae
Product: leucine-rich repeat extensin-like protein 6
Exons: 3
Coding region: 119-535 (138 amino acids)
Source: RefSeq, a predicted model, not a curated record
GCAUGUUGUACUUCGGCUAAGUUAUUAGAGUCUUCUCAAAGGAGCAGCUUGAAGAUGAAAUACCAUACCUUGAUAUGUAUUCUCUGCUGAGCUCCUUACACUCCUGUGUUGUCAUAGCAUGCUGACGACUGCUGGAACACCAUCUGGAAAAGGAUUUAUUUUGCUGCUUCCACGAAUACUCGACAUGAUUGUUUUUCUUUUCAUGAUUCUCUUCUUGACCAACUGCCCUGAGACUGAUUGUCAUCACAGCAGUGAAUCAUGUAGUAGUGACAGUAGUGACAGUAGUGACGAGAGUGGAUGUCGGCACCCAGCACCUAAACCGGUAGAUCCAUGGCUGUCGUUUAAUCUGUGGGAUCUGUUUCCUGGCCUGAGGCCACAGCCACAGCCACAGCCACCACCUCCACCCCCACCUCUGCCACCUCCACCACCGCCACCGCCAUUGCCACCUCCACCUCCAACGCCAAAGCCAGCCCCACAGACCACAGCUGUCACCACACCCAUCACCACCAAAACUCCACGAGGAGACAAUGGAUGAACUGCACUUCACACACUCCAGGACAAAAUUGUACAAAUAUAGUAUUAAGUGAUUAAAAACAAUAUAUGUCUUCUACGUAUGCAUUAAGAGUUGAGUGUGUUGUAUCACGGUUGAACGUUUUUGUUGAUCACAUAUGAAUAUUGCAUAUUAAUUCCUAAAUUGCUGUUUAUAUCCUAAAUUUGUUUGAUAUUGAAUGAUGCCAUGGCCGCUAUAAAUACCGGUGUCGCUGACCGAACGGCCCCCCCUAAAAAUCGGUCCCCCGACCUUCUCUGCGCAUGCGUCACUUCAGAGCGUCAGCAGCGAUUCAUUGAUUAUCGCCUUGUAUCUGCUUAAAA